Benincasa hispida (wax gourd) is the source of this 3442-nucleotide messenger RNA. RefSeq names its product coatomer subunit beta'-2-like. Gene Ontology annotation, molecular function: protein binding; structural molecule activity. Gene Ontology annotation, biological process: intra-Golgi vesicle-mediated transport; intracellular protein transport; retrograde vesicle-mediated transport, Golgi to endoplasmic reticulum. Gene Ontology annotation, cellular component: COPI vesicle coat. NCBI's taxonomy places the organism in Eukaryota, Viridiplantae, Streptophyta, Magnoliopsida, Cucurbitales, Cucurbitaceae. The record is from RefSeq and is a predicted model, not a curated record.
CGACAUAUCGUACUCAAGGCAGUGGUAGUUUUGUAAUACUGUGUCAACUACAAACUAUCGAUCUCUUUGGUUUUCAUAUUUCCACAGAGGGAUCUCCUCUCAAACGAACACACAAGGUUCGAAUCCCAUCCCCGUUUCAUUUCUCUCUCCCUCUUCGUGUACGAAUCGUCUGGAUCCUCACGGUUUCGGUAUUCGAAUCCCUUAAACACCUUCCACUGAGUGCAAAAUGCCUCUCAGACUCGCAAUCAAGAGGAAACUUGCUCAAAGGUCGGAAAGAGUAAAGUCUGUGGACUUGCACCCAACAGAGCCAUGGAUACUGGCAAGUCUGUAUUCAGGAACCGUAUGUAUCUGGAACUACCAAUCUCAGACCAUGGUUAAAUCUUUUGAGGUCACUGAGUUACCAGUCAGGUCGGCUAAAUUUAUAGCACGGAAGCAGUGGGUUGUUGCUGGAGCUGAUGACAUGUUUAUUCGUGUAUACAAUUACAACACAAUGGACAAGAUAAAAGUUUUUGAGGCUCACACAGACUACAUCAGAUGUGUGGCUGUUCAUCCUAAUCUUCCUUAUGUACUGUCUUCAUCUGACGAUAUGCUUAUAAAGCUUUGGGAUUGGGAUAAGGGUUGGGUGUGUACUCAGAUUUUUGAGGGGCAUUCUCAUUAUGUGAUGCAAGUAACAUUUAAUCCUAAAGACACCAACACCUUCGCUAGUGCAUCCCUUGAUCGGACAAUAAAGAUUUGGAACCUUGGAUCCCCCGAUCCUAACUUUACAUUAGAUGCCCAUCAGAAAGGAGUGAAUUGUGUUGAUUAUUUCACAGGAGGUGACAAACCUUACCUCAUUACUGGUUCUGACGAUCACACUGCUAAGGUAUGGGACUACCAAACGAAGAGUUGUGUCCAGACACUUGAAGGUCAUACACACAAUGUCUCUGCAGUCUGUUUUCAUCCGGACCUUCCUAUUAUAAUUACAGGUUCUGAAGAUGGAACAGUUCGCAUAUGGCAUUCAACAACGUAUAGGCUUGAAAAUACAUUAAACUAUGGCCUUGAACGAGUUUGGGCAAUUGGAUACAUGAAGAGCUCACGCCGGGUUGUGAUUGGUUAUGAUGAAGGAACCAUUAUGGUAAAACUUGGCCGGGAAGUACCUAUUGCAAGUAUGGACAACAGUGGAAAGAUAAUAUGGGCUAAGCAUAAUGAAAUUCAAACAGUAAACAUCAGGAGUGUGGGAGCAGAUUUUGAGGUUACUGAUGGAGAGAGAUUACCUUUAGCUGUUAAGGAGAUGGGAACCUGUGAUCUUUACCCUCAAAGCUUGAAGCACAAUCCCAAUGGGAGAUUUGUUGUUGUCUGUGGAGAUGGUGAGUAUAUUAUAUAUACUGCUCUUGCAUGGAGAAACAGGUCAUUUGGUUCAGCUUUGGAGUUCGUUUGGUCGGCUGAUGGAGAAUAUGCUGUGAGAGAAAGCACAUCAAAGAUCAAAAUUUUCAGUAAAAAUUUCCAGGAAAAGAGGAGUAUCCGACCUACCUUUUCAGCCGAGCACAUCUAUGGAGGAACUCUAUUAGCCAUGUGUUCCAAUGACUUUAUUUGUUUCUAUGAUUGGGCAGAGUGCAGACUGAUCCGCCGAAUUGAUGUAAAUGUGAAGAACCUUUAUUGGGCUGAUAGUGGUGAUUUGGUGGCAAUAGCUAGUGAUACAUCAUUUUAUAUCCUGAAGUACAAUCGUGAUGCUGUCUCCUCCUAUUUAGAUAGUGGGAGGCCUGUUGAUGAACAAGGGGUUGAAGAUGCAUUUGAACUCCUGCAUGAAGUGAAUGAACGUGCAAGGACUGGCCUUUGGGUUGGGGAUUGCUUCAUUUACAACAACUCUUCCUGGAGACUGAACUACUGUGUUGGUGGCGAGGUAACCACAAUGUUUCAUUUGGAUCGACCCAUGUAUUUGCUUGGAUAUCUUGCCAGCCAAAGUCGGGUCUAUUUGAUAGACAAAGAGUUCAAUGUUGUUGGAUACACAUUGCUUCUUAGCUUGAUUGAGUACAAGACCCUUGUAAUGCGUGGGGACUAUGAGAGAGCCAAUGAAGUCUUACCUUCAAUUCCCAAGGAGCAUCGUAACAGUGUGGCUCGUUUCUUGGAAGCACGAGGUAUGAUAGAGGAAGCUCUGGAAGUAGCUACUGAUCUGGAUUAUAGAUUUGAUCUUGCGAUACAGCUUGGUAGAUUAGAGAUUGCAAGGGAAAUUGCGGUAGAAGUACAGAGUGAAUCCAAGUGGAAGCAGCUUGGUGAAUUGGCCAUGUCCAUCGGAAAGUUAGACAUGGCUGAGGAAUGUUUGAAGUAUGCUGUAGAUUAUAGUGGUUUGUUAUUGCUGUACUCUUCCCUAGGAGACGCUCAAGGGAUUUCACAACUUGCAACCCUUGCCAAGGAGCAAGGAAAGAAUAACGUUGCGUUCCUUUGUUUAUUUAUGUUGGGUAGAUUGGAAGACUGCCUUCAGUUGUUAGUAGAAAGUAAUCGGAUUCCUGAAGCUGCUUUGAUGGCUCGAUCUUAUCUUCCAAGCAAGGUAUCAGAGAUCGUUGCGAUUUGGAGGAAAGACCUGAAUAAGGUUAACCCAAAAGCUGCCGAGUCAUUGGCUGAUCCUGAGGAGUAUCCUAAUUUGUUUGAUGACUGGCAAGUUGCACUUUCUGUUGAAUCUAGAGCUGCACAGGACAGGGGAGUUUUUAGCCCUGCAGAGGAGUAUGGUAAUCUUGCUGAUAGGCCAUACACAACACUUGUGGAGGCCUUUAGGAGUAUGCAAAUAGAAGGGCAUCUUGAAAAUGGAGACAUCGAUCAUGAGGACACCGAACAGAAUGGAGGAGAAGAGCAAGACAAGCAUAUAGAAGAACACAAUGGAGAUGGGAGCCAAGAGGAGUGCGAGGGUAUUGUGGUUGAUGCUGAUUCAACGGAUGGUGCAGUUCUCGUUAAUGGUAGUGAGGCUGAUGAAGAGUGGGGUACGAAUACCAAAUCAGCCUAAAAGCAAUUGGUUGAGCAAGUGCGAAACGAAAUCCAAUUUUGUCUCUGUGAUUAUGGCACAUAAGUAGGUCGUGCAAGAUGAUUGGUUCCUGGCUGCUGCAUGGAAACACCCUACUUGAGGCUGAGGGAAAGGAAAUAUUUAGCAUGAAAAGGGGGAGCUUUGGUGCCAUGAUAAACGGCAUAAUGGAGGACAUAGAAGUUUCUUUCACCGUGUCGGGAAACAGCGUCCCAAAAGCCCUUGUCAUUCUUUGCAAACUACAUAUAUUAUUGUGAUUUAGAUGUGCCCUUAAAUCAUGUUGUUUAAUCACGUUAGUUUACAAUUCAUUAUCAUCCUCUGGCCUUUGUUCUUUAGGAUUGUCUUGUGCAUCAUCGGCAUUGAAGAAGUUUCCUACUUUUCUCUGUGAAGUUUUGUAUACAUUUUGCACCUUACAUUGUUGAAAUGAGAAUUCUCCUGAUGCAAUUUUCUCAA